UUAUGAAAACAAUAGUACGUCAUAAGUUUACUACAAAGAACUUUCAUCAUGACUUUCUCUAAUUCAACACCACCAUUAAUAAAGACGCAAGAUUAGACCCAUAAUAGUGCCACUCCUCCCACCGUCCGGCCGUAUUCUAUAUUCGUCCCUACACUUUACUAUGAUCACUCACCUUUAAGCCUUUAAUCAUUCUAUGUUUUAUAUUCUAAUUCUUACAUUUAAAACACGAGCUCUAAUUUUUCACACCACAUUUUUUUUCUUUUUCCUACUAUAUAUAUAAUGUAAAGUUUCAUCCAACAAAUACUCAUCACAAUAAUAAUAUAAGCACUUUCUUAAAUCCGUUGUCUUGUCUUUAACAAUGGCACUCUAUUCUCUUGUUUCACCUUCAUCUUCUUCUUCUUUUUUAUGUUUGAACCGUCGUCGGCAUGAUCAGUAUUCACACCAACAACAGAUCCAUGCUGCAAUUACUCUCCCACCAAAACCAACUAAAUCCGAUCCGACCUCAAAAAGUGUAGUACCCGUCAAAAAAAUACCCGGUAAUUACGGGCUUCCUAUUAUAGGUCCAAUUAAUGAUCGCCAAGAUUAUUUUUACAACCAAGGGAGAGAUGAAUUUUUCAAAUCUAGGAUUAAUAAGUAUAAGUCAACGGUGUUUAGAGUCAACAUGCCACCUGGCCCUUUCAUAGCUUCUGACCCAAACGUCGUCGUUUUACUCGAUGGUAAGAGCUUUCCUACACUCUUCGACACCUCAAAAGUAGAAAAGAAAGAUCUUUUUACCGGAACUUUUGCUCCUUCCGUUGAACUUACCGGCGGUUACCGAGUCUUAUCUUUUCUUGACCCGUCCGAGCCGAGUCAUGAAAAGCUUAAAAAAUUAAUGUUUAAACUCGUUUCCUCAACUCGUCACCGAGUUCUCCCCGAGUUUCAAGCUUCUUUCUCCGAGCUGUUUGACGAGUUGGAGAACGAGUUAGCUAAAAAUGGAAAAGCUAAAUUUAACGAAGCUAAUGAUCAAGCAUCUUUCAACUUUCUUUCACGGGCUUGGUAUGGUGCUAACCCGAGUGAAUCAGAACUUGGGUUAUCCGGACCCGGUAUUAUUUCUAAAUGGGUAUUAUUUCAACUCGGCCCGAUUCUUUCUCUUGGACUUCCUAAAUUCAUUGAAGAGCUUACUAUUCAUAGUUUUCGUUUACCUUUCUCUUUAAUAAAAAAAGAUUAUCAGAAACUCUACGAUUUCUUCUACCAAAACUCAACGGAGCUUCUAGAAGAAGCAACCCUGCUUGGAAUCUCACGUGACGAAGCAUGCCAUAACUUGAUUUACACCACGUGCUUUAAUUCCUUUGGUGGGAUGAAAAUAUUCUUCCCUAACAUGAUCAAACAAAUCGGUCGGGCUGGGGGGAAUCUCCACCGUAGAUUAGCGGAGGAGAUUCGAUCAGCAGUCCGAUCCAACGGUGGGAAAGUAACCAUGUCAGCAAUGGAAGAAAUGCCAUUGAUGAAAUCAGUGGUGUACGAAUCUCUUAGGAUUGAACCCCCGGUACCUUUGCAAUACGGGCGGGCCAAAAAUGAUUUAAUAAUUGAAUCUCACGACGCAGCGUUUCAAGUAAAACAAGGGGAAAUGUUAUUGGGGUAUCAACCAUUUGCUACUAAAGACCCGAAAAUAUUUGAUCGAGCUGAAGAGUUUGUACCCGAGAGGUUUAUUGGGGAAGAGGGUGAGAAGAUGUUAAAGCAUGUUUUAUGGUCUAAUGGGCCCGAAAAUGAAAGCCCGACAGUGCAUAAUAAACAGUGUGCUGGAAAAGAUUUUGUGGUGUUAGUUUCAAGGUUAUUGGUUGUUGAGUUGUUUUUAAGGUAUGAUUCGUUUGAAAUUGAUGUUGGGUAUUCUCCGUUGGGUGCUAAAGUUACCGUUACUUCCCUUAAAAGAGCUACCUUUUAAGAUAUUUAUUGAAGAAUUAAAGAAUUAAAUGUAAUUACUUCUAGCUAUAUGAGUGUUAUUCUGAAUGUGAAUAAUUUUUGUUUUAUGUUUUAGAAAAUAAUUUUGUUAGUUUAACAUAAUUUUAAAGGAGAAUCGUGAUGAUUGUGAUGGUAAAACUGCUAGAUUAGCAAUGAAAAAUCCAAAAUGUGUCUUUUUUUUUUUUUUAUUUAGUUUAGUUCUAUUAUUAUUAUUAUUGUAAUUAUUAUUAUAAUA
Molecule: messenger RNA, 2170 nt
Organism: Amaranthus tricolor (Joseph's coat)
Lineage: Eukaryota; Viridiplantae; Streptophyta; Magnoliopsida; Caryophyllales; Amaranthaceae
Product: allene oxide synthase 1, chloroplastic-like
Exons: 1
Coding region: 359-1918 (519 amino acids)
Biological process (GO): sterol metabolic process; jasmonic acid biosynthetic process
Cellular component (GO): chloroplast thylakoid membrane; chloroplast envelope
Molecular function (GO): heme binding; iron ion binding; monooxygenase activity
Source: RefSeq, a predicted model, not a curated record